AUGAGAAACCAAAAGAUAAAUUGGCAGAAUGUAGUGGGCGGGUGCAAUAUAAACUCUGAUAAGCAUCGCCACUGGCAUGAAACUGUAUUCGUAAUUGGAGCAGCUUUACCAAAGAACAAAAUCAUGUCUUCUGAAUUCCAUGCAUACAAGAGACGAUGGAUCUAUCUUUUCGUUGCUUGUUUAGUUAAUUUCUCGAAUGGAAACACAUGGAUCACAUACGCUCCAAUCACUUUUCAAACCAAUGAUUUCUAUGGUAAUUCGAAUGCAGCAUUGUUGUUUAACUUGAUAUUCAUGGCGUUAUCGAUACCCGUAGGAUUCCUGUCAUGUUGGUGGACUGAUCGAUAUGGUUUGCGGUCUGCGAUAUUGGCGAGCGUGUUUCAGUUUCAUAUUGGAGCAUGGACGAAUUUUAUCGGGAAUGUGAUUCGAGUUGCUGGAUCGGGUGAAUGGUUCUCUAAAAAUGUUCGAUUUCCAAUGGCGUUUACUGGACAAGCAGUUGCUGCUUUCGCUCAGCCAUUCGUCAUGUUUUUGCCGACGAAAUUGGCAGCAUUUUGGUUUCCUCCGGACCAAAGGGUCAUAGCCAAUACACUUUCGUCAAUGUCAAAUCCGAUUGGCAUCGCUGUUAUGUACUCUAUAUCGCCGCUGAUUGUAAACGAAUCACAUCCGAAUGCAUUUCCUUUGCUGGCAAGUUUGAAUGUUCUACCGAGUAAAAUAGAUCACCCAAAACUAGAAAAGCCAAUUUUAACCAAGAUAUCUAGUGGUGAUCUACGUGUUCCACCUGCAAUGAUGCUCAGCUCCUUCUCAUUUUCAUGUCUCAGAAAUGAAAAUCUAAAAUUUUGCAUAGCACUAGCGAUUCGUUUUCAGACUGGAGUAUGUGCUGGCUUAGCUACGGUCACUGCUGUUUUUACUUUAUUCAUCACUCGUUCCAAACCGCCGACUCCUGUUGCUGCUUCUAGGGAUUCUGAAGUUGAAGUGCCAGGAUUCUUGGAAGGAGUAAAAUUAUGCGCUCGUUCCAAAACAUAUUGGGUGCUAGCUGUUUGUUUGGGAGGCGGUGUUGGACUUUUCAAUGCCCUGUACAACAAUCUCCAGCCAGCUCUCUGCGUUUUGGGUUAUUCAGCAUCGUUCAGUGGAGGCAUGGGAACCCUCCUGAUUAUGAGCGGUCUUGUUGGUGCUGCGAUUACUGGUAUCUACGUGGACAUGACUGGACAAUUCGAAAAGACGAUGAAGGUGUCGUUUUUGCUUGCUGGUAUUGCUGCUUGCUCGUUGGCAGUUUCUAUAAAUUAUGAAGCAAUGCAGGGUUGGGUCGUUGCCUCUAUAUUUCUCUUUGGUGCGUUUGGAUUCGCUAUUUAUCCUAUCGGUCUUGAAAUGGGCUCAGAGGAUAUUGUGCAUGUGCUCCAGUAUAGAGUAUGUCAAUCUACGAGAUCGAGUGAAGCAAAAUUCUUUCUUCCUUUUUUACUUAAGCUUGGAGAAUCACCUUCGACAGGCAUCGCUUCUUUUUUCAGCCAGGUACAAGGCGUUAUCUAUGUUAUUCUAACAAACAUAUUCGUGGGUCAACCCGAUGCUCAUGAGCUGGCUGUACAGACAUGUGUCGACAAAAAUUCGAAUUUGAAGACUGUGGUAACCUGGAGUGUUCCGUUUCUGAUAUGGGCAGGAGGUGUUUGUUUGUUGAUUAUUCUAUUCGUCGGCCUUUUUUGGCCGAAAUACAAGCGACGUGACUAUGAAGCCCAGGCUAAGAGAGAUGUUUGCGGUUCAGUGAGUACCUACGAAGAGCGCUUUUAG
Strongylus vulgaris is the source of this 1776-nucleotide messenger RNA. The record is from the annotation of a GenBank genome assembly. NCBI's taxonomy places the organism in Eukaryota, Metazoa, Nematoda, Chromadorea, Rhabditida, Strongylidae.